CUAAAUUAUGGGAUUGGCCCCUCAGUCUGCGAGUCUGCUACUUUGAUUGGGUCUUAACAAUACUUCCCUUGAACGAAACACCCUGCAGCCAAUAGCUCAACUCAGCCACUAGCACGGCCUCUCAGCUUCGCUUCUAUCUAGUUACUUAUUCUAUCGUCCGCCAGAACGUAUUCCUAUUUAUCCCUCUUUCCUUUGCAAUACGAGUCACAUACCAGCUCAUUUCAUCUAUGGUAUAAUCGUUAACGGAAAAAUGGUCGACCCCGUUGGCAUUACGGGAACAGCCGUUGGCAUAAUUUCGCUCUGCGUCCAGGUAUACGGCGGUAUAAAUAGCCAUUUGGAUGAUUUCAAAGACCGAGACUCUUACGUCAUUCGAGUGACAACCUAUCUAAAUCGCCUACGGGACUUGGUUAGAAUAAUUGAAUCCGUUGCUCCAUCCUUCCAAAAUGAACAUUCUACCCCGAGCCAAAACGUCGUCCUUUGCUUACGGGACUGCGAAGUCCAAUUGAGAGCCCUAGAUAUCGAAGUUCAGAAAUACCAGUCUACACCUUUUACGGAUUUCAAAGGAAAGCUCAAGGAGACCAAGAAGAGAUUUCAAUUCCCUUUUGGCCGCCCCGAAUUAGAGAAACUAGCUGAUCAUUUGGACCGAAUAAAUGGCCUCCUCUUAGUAGCAAUUCAGGGACUAGGCUUACACGUUCAAUCCGAAAGCAGAGAUAAGCUCAUAGAGCUUGGAAAUUCGAGCCGAGCUACAACAAUUGAGCUAGCGACUGUCCACAGCAAGCUUAACGAGAUCCGUUCCAAAGGGGACAGCCUUGAAGAUAACUUGAAAGGAAGUCAAGUCGCCAUUGCGGCAAUAUCACAAGAUAUACAGGCCCUGUCACUUAUCGACACCAAGGUCCAUCCAUCAGCUCCUCAAAUCGAUCAGAUACAGGCCGACGCCUCCUCUAGUGUGACUCUUCUACACGAGUUAACUGCAAACCACCAGAAAAACACGUCGAAACUCGAAGAAAUGAUAACAGAACUAAAAGGCGCCAUAGUUCAAACUAAUCAGACAUCACCUGGAGAAAAGUUCUUUCAGAUGUUGAUGUCGAAGCCUGACUUUCUCAGGAGUUGUCAAGAUGGUUUUGCCGCUACCCAUACUGGCCGAGCCAAUACUCGAGAACCAGGCCUUCCUACUCUGCAACGUGGCCAAAAACGUGUAACAAAUAGCUGUGUGUGUCGUUACCGUCGCCAAAAAACCCGGCAGCUCUCUGGGUGGCGCUUCUUGGCACGUUUUGACGAGAAGAUUAUUUGUCUUCGCCACGAGCCUGGGUGUCCCAGGUUUCGGGACUCGCAGGUAGAAAAGCAGCACACGACUGGCGUCAUCUUCACAGGUUUGCAUUGCAUACUGGACGUCGCAGUUGAGGCCAGUUUUACGCGGAAAACCGGUGCUGGUGGUGCUGGCAUCAGCCCCGUGUUUCGAUAUUACGGCAUGGUAGAUACAUGUCGAUCUCCAGCAUUUCGUAUCAUCCGGGCUAUGGUAUAUUUCUGUUCAUGGAUCGCCAUUUGCGAAAAUAAAGAGGGUGCCAGUAUUGAAUUAGCUCUUCGGAAGAUUAUCUGUGAUAGCACAUCAAGGCUACAGAGCAUCUUUGCUUCCGGACAUUCGUUGCCGACAGACGUUAACAUAUAUGGGCAAACAUUAAUUGGGACGGUUUUAGCAGAAAUGUCUCCUAGAAGCAUAAUACCGCUUUACAUCACUCAUCAAGCAGUAUUAGCACUGUUAGGCCUAAACGUGCCCUGUAUAAUCAGUGCACGUGAUAGAUUAUAUUCCUCUGGUAUAGGUCGUUGUGUCGCGUUGGCGAACCGCCGCGUGGAUUACGUCGUAGACACAUUGGCCCCAUUAUUGAUUCAGAAUCAACCCGAAGAUUGUAUUUGUGGGCUGCGUUGGUAUUGGAUGCUACGGGAGCAUAAUAAACGGCGUUGCCUUUUUGAGCCAGAAGGUAUGGCUGAAGCACUUGGUCUUGACAGUCCUUUGUUUGAAGCUCUAAUUCAAAAAGAUGAACUGUUACUUAAACAUGUUCUUCUAACACUACCAAAGUUGCCCGACUCGUUUAUGUCAAAUGGACUUUCAGCACUCCAUAUCGCAAUCUUUUGGCCGCAAGGACUGAGAAUGAUUCUUGAUUCCCAUCCAGAUAUCGAUCUAAGUAUGAGAUGCGAUGAUUGCACCCCGUUGAAAUUGGCUAUACACUCAAGCGAGGAGAUGUGUCACGAAAAAGGUAGAUUAUGCCGAAAUUGUCCUUGUGCUGAAUCAACCAAAAUAUUGCUGGAUUCUGGAUGCAAGCUUUCUUAUGAUGCUAUCGCAUGCCUGAGUGAGAAGAGCUCGCCAAAAGUCGCCCAGACUGUGCUGAGUCAUAUUAAAUUAUGGCGAGAAAGUUUGAUGGAACUAGCUGAAAGGGAGUUUGUCUACGAAAAACAACAAGUCGGCCUUCACAGCUCAUUUGUUUUGGACCACGCAGCAUCCAAUAUAAUCCAAAAACUUGAAUCGAGGGGAAUUUCCCCUUUCAGAGAAUUUCAGUUGGAUCAAUACGAUUAUCGUCUCCAGCCACGAGGCCCUCACGGCUCAGGUUCUAUCUACCACGAUUUAUUCGCGAACAACUUCAUACCUAUAAGUAAUAGCCGCCUCAAAGCUGAUAUUGCCUUCGACCUCGGUUUCAGAGAUAUAGACACGUUCUAUGAUCAGAUGACGCCAGUUAUGCUACCACAUUUACCAUCGGACCUUAGUGAGUGGUUUGUCGCACAUGGCGCAAACACCACUCACUUAGUGCCGUAUAAUUGGUACGUUUAUGAUCUAGAGGAAAGGUUGCCUCAACGAACUUUCCGACACUCAGUCCGAUCUGAGCUUCCGCGACAUACAAUUUCUCAUCGCUUGAUGAAAAGAGUUGGGGAGGCAUUGGCACAAUAUUGUGAUGACUUGGAAGUGCCAGAGUGCUUGUCGUACAUGAUAAGCCUCACUAGCAGAUUUAGUACUCUGCAAACAGGUGAUGGCUGUCAAUGCGGUUGCUGUGGCCCGGAAGGUUGCAUUCCAUUCAAGUUAAUCCUAGGAAGGACAUUCUCAUUUCUAAGGGAUAAUAUGAUGGAAAGUAUCUGCGAUGUCUUGGACUGUGUCUUCUCCAUUCCGGGUACUCUCGAAAUCAUCGACCCAGCUCCACCUGUCGCGAGCGCGAUAAUACGAGCACUCACAUUCGAAGCCUUAGAGAUGAGGCAUACAUGUUGCGAGACCAUAUUCGAUGAAUUCCAUGAAUUCGAUGACAGGAAAAGUUUCGACGAGUUCUUCGAAUCUUAUGGCGAUGAUUUUCUCGACAUACACGAUGAGGAUAAAACCCUCCUAGACGAGCUUGACGAUAUUGUGGCAGAAUUUAUGGACGAGUUCCAUUCUCAGGGGCGUCCCCUCUUGAAGUUCCUCCGGGGCCAUUGGAUGGAUCGUAUGGUCCAGAUUAGAGAGGAGAAAGAAAAUAGGCGCUUGACUCAAGAAGAAAGAACGGCCGUUAAGGAAUUAGGAGUAAUGCUUAUUGAGGAUUCAAAGGGUAGUGUCAGGCCAAUAAUACAACAGAAAUCCAUAGCAGAGAUACUGGAUACUUUCGCUCGCCGAAUGGAUGAUAUCCACAAGUAGAUGUUCACUGAAGAAAGAGAUACAAGCACUGACGAGCUUCGAAUGAAGGAAGCGGGUUAUUUAAACUACUUAGUUAUAUUAUUGUUGUUUUAGGGAGUGGGCAUUUCUUACCUCUUUCACUUUCAAUCAAAUUAGAAAUAUCUUCGGAAACAGGGAAGCCCCAGUCAGUGUCAACCAUGUUUACCGCCUUACCUACCUACCUUUUACAGUCUAUUAGGUACUUAGGUACCUAGUUU
This is a messenger RNA of Annulohypoxylon truncatum, 3882 nucleotides long. RefSeq lists its product as uncharacterized. The record is from RefSeq and is a predicted model, not a curated record. The transcript is spliced from 5 exons. The coding region runs from base 251 to 3646 and encodes 1131 amino acids. Lineage: Eukaryota; Fungi; Ascomycota; Sordariomycetes; Xylariales; Hypoxylaceae.